This is a messenger RNA of Arachis stenosperma, 507 nucleotides long. RefSeq names its product ethylene-responsive transcription factor 3-like. Gene Ontology annotation, biological process: regulation of DNA-templated transcription. Lineage: Eukaryota; Viridiplantae; Streptophyta; Magnoliopsida; Fabales; Fabaceae. The coding region runs from base 1 to 507 and encodes 168 amino acids. The transcript is spliced from 2 exons. Gene Ontology annotation, molecular function: DNA binding; DNA-binding transcription factor activity. The record is from RefSeq and is a predicted model, not a curated record.
AUGGGAAGAGGCAGAGGAGUUGCGGCUCUGAAACCCACUGCGGCGGUUGCGACGGCGGAGGUAAACGGAUCAGGGCCGAUGCCAGUAUUGAAGGAAGUUAGAUACCGCGGCGCGAAGAAGAGAUCGUGGGGAAGAUUCGCCACCGAAAUCAGAGACCCAUUGAAGAAAGCAAGGGUUUGGCUCGGAACCUUCGAUUCCGCCGAGGACGCCGCACGCACUUACGACGCCACCGCAAGAACACUUCGGAGACUAAAAGCCAAUACCAAUUUUCCUCGCCGCUCAGGAUCCAGCCCUCAAUGUAGAAUUGCAGCUUCGCCAGCGCCACUUGCUGCGAUAGGAGAUUCAACCCUCCGCCGCCCUGGAUGGCAACUUUCUCUUCGGCCAAAGUCGCUUCCUCCAUAUCCUGUGAAAUUAAAUUUGUGCUCUGUUGUUGGUGAAUAUGUCGCUGAAUUGCUUUGUUCUUCAUCUGAAUCUGGAAUAUUGGUUGAAAAUGCAAAAGGGGAUUAA